Halichondria panicea is the source of this 5828-nucleotide messenger RNA. Its product is annotated as WD repeat-containing protein 90-like. The coding region runs from base 134 to 5749 and encodes 1871 amino acids. NCBI's taxonomy places the organism in Eukaryota, Metazoa, Porifera, Demospongiae, Suberitida, Halichondriidae. Gene Ontology annotation, molecular function: protein binding. The transcript has 30 exons. The record is from RefSeq and is a predicted model, not a curated record.
GGCGACUGAGGAGAGCAUGUGGCGGGAAAGUAGCUAAGCAAUCUUAAUCUUCUGAAUCUUUAUGAUCUGAUAUGACUCGACUAUACUAACACGCUAAUUUUAAGAAGAGACCUACCUAGUCACAAAGUACACAAUGAGCAGUGCUUGGCAGCACCCUCAUGUGAGUCUGUUCAAGGUAUUCGGAGUGGGACAGUGGAAGAAAUGCAGCAAGGAGGGAGACGUCUCGUCAAUGAUGGACAGGGACAUAAAAUCGACAGUGUUCCGAGUCCUUGGCUCCAUCCCUGCAGCCAACUACAUCCAGAUACCCAAGACCUCCUCACAAUCUCUCAGCCUCACAGGACAAUACCUCUACGCCAUAUUCAAACCCCUCCCUGGAAAAUACUUUGUGCUGCAUUUGGAGACUGUCAAUUCAUCUGGAAUGGUCAUACGUCUGUCCUUCUCAAAUCUCUUCAAGGAGUUCAAGUCGACCUCAACCUGGUUGCAAUUCCCUUUUGCAUGUAAUUCUGAUAAAGAAAACAACCCCAAAGUCACAGACACUAUACCAACCUCUCUACGAUGGACGCUAUUGAAGAUCAACCUCAAAGCAAUACUGUCCAAGUACCUCCACACACAGUACUCGUACCUGAAGAAUGUCAAGAUCUGUGCUAAUCUGCUGGUGAAAAACAUCUUCACUAGUGAAUUUGACUACAGUCCAUUCACCUUCGACAGUUCUAAAUUUGCACAACCUUUGCCGAGGGAAAUCGCUCUCCCCCUAACGAAAGAUGAGAAGUUUUCUGACAAGUAUGACUACAUGCAGUAUCCUUAUGAGCCUAACGAGAACGGGUCUUCAAGUCAAAGGUCAUCCACUCGUAAACUGAAAGGCAUGCAUCCACAAGUCUCAGUGCUUCCGUCUAUGAGUUCUGAAAUGACGGCGGAGCCAGACAGAGGGACAACAUCUCCUGACAAGACUGCCAGACAAGAGCAUACUGAUACCAGAGAAGGGAAGACAUUGCCUAAAUCACAGCCAAACCUUGAGAGCAGAGUGUUGAGGCUUAAACCUCGCUCAUCUAAAGAAGCUCCUGAAAUUGUCUCUUUAAAAUCAACAGCUACAGAGAAAGUAGGUCGAACUGUCAGGUCCACACCCAGAGCAGGCAGAGCCCUCAAGUCCCAGCAACAGAGAAUAAAGAAGUUAUCAGGUGGAGCAGUGAGGUCAGAGCAGGAACUGGAAGAGGUGCAUGUGUACACUGAGGGAGGUGGUGGUGUGGCGGUGCAUAGAGAGGGGAGCCGGAAGAGUGUGAUAGUGAAGGGGAUGAAACAAGAGUUUCAGAGUCUCCAACCAGACCCCAUCUUGAGGCUCAAUAAGGUCAUAGGAUUUGGAGGUCAUGGUACAGGUCAACUACUGUUCGGAAGAGAUGGGGAGAGUGUGUUCUACCCCUGUCAUUGUCUGGUAAUUGCCAUGGAGAUCAAGACUGGGGAACAGAUAUUCUAUAUCGGCCAUACUGACAAGGUGUCCUGCAUAGCCCUCAACCACUCUAGAUCCCUAUUGGCGUCUGGUCAAAGUGGUCCCCUCCCCCUAGUCCGACUGUGGGGGGUGGAGUCAGCCAGGUGUCUAGCCCUGUUCAAGACUCACAGCUCGGGUCUACACUCACUCAGUUUCUCUCACUCCGGUGGUGUUCUGUGUGGAGUGGGUAGGGACGGUCACGGGAAGGGUCAGGUGGUCCUCUGGGGGACGGCUCAGGCUCCUCGUACUGGGGACGUCAGCGUACUGGCCAAGGCUCACACAGACGCUGGGAUCGAUCACAUGAGGAUCGCUAGCUUUGAUGAUAGCAGGAUGGUGUCAUGUGGUUGGGAUAAUGUGAGGUUCUGGCGUCUGAAGGGAGGGUCUCUUCGCUCCUGUCCUGUCAACCUGGAGAAGCACCACCAGAUGUACUUCACUGACGUACAGUUCCAACCAGGAUUCCACAAUGAGAGCGACCUCACUGAUAGGAGUGUCUUUGCCUCAACCAAGACUGGGCAUAUUUUUGAGAUCCACUACAAAUCCAUCUCUGUCAAGAGAAAAUGGCAUGUGUUGCCUAGCAACCCAGGGGGUGUGCCUAUCCUGUCACUGGCGGUCCAUGAGGGGUUCUGUGUGACGGGGUCGGAGGACGGUGUGUUAAGGGUGUGGCCUCUGGACUUCUCAGCACGACUCAUGGAAGCAGAACACGAUGGACCGGUCAGUGCAGUGGACAUUAGUGAAGAUGGGCUCAGAAUAUUGGCUGGAACCACUGCGGGCAACAUAGGGCUCCUGGAUGCCAGUAGCAGCAGCUACUCCACUCUGAUGAGGUCCCAUCGAGAGGUCGUACAGUGUAUGAGUGUCACGGGAAGUGAGGUGGCUGAAAUCUGUCUAGUCUCGUGCUCCCUGGACCACACCAUCAGAGUCUGGGACAGCAAGCCUGGCAAACAGUUGUUUGAUUUCCACACUCCUGGUGACAUUGGCUGCGCAGUGGUGUGGCAUCCCAGUCUCCCAGUGUUUGCCUGUGGGUUUAAGUCUGGUUUCGUUAGACUCUUCCAUGUGCCCUCCACCACAGUCCUCUCUGAGCACAAGUCCCACAAUGGAGUGAUUACAGGAGUAGUGUUCUCCCCAAGUGGCCACGCCCUCUAUAGCAGCUCCAGUACUGGCUCACUUGCCAUGUAUGACCUUUCUGACAUCAGUGCGGCCAAGGUGAUUCGAGUGCUGGCUAACACAGUGGCUAAGGGUGAGGGGUAUGGGCCAAGGGCACUCAGUGUGAGUCAGGGGGGACAGAGACUGGCCUUCAUCGGACCACUAGACUCCACCGUGUCAGUACUGGAUGCAGAGUCCCUGGAUGAGGUUCUUCGACUGGACAUUACUCCCAUGUCCACCCACCACUCCACAACUGCCACACCCAACCCAGCACUAGAAACAGCCAAGAUGGUGACCUUCUCCCAUAAAGCCCUCAACCAGCUCCUAGUUAUCACUUCAACCUCUCGACUGCUCAAGUUCAGUGCCUCCAAUGGCCAGCUACUGUCAGAGGUGGCCCAUAUCCACAGAGCAAGCUGCACUGCAGUGUGCCCCAGUAAUAGACACCUCCUAACAGCAGGGGACAAUGUGCUCAAAGUAUGGGACUAUGGGAUGGCACUCGACCUCAACUUCCAAGUGUUCAUAGGUCACUCUGAGCCUAUCACAGAGGUGUUGUUCUCCCCCAAUGGUGACCAGGUGGUCAGUUGUGGAGACGCCAUCUUCCUAUGGGACUUUCUCGGCUAUACCCCUCCCACAUUCACGCCCCCACACAGCCCUUGCAAACCUCUCCCACGGUCAGUGUCACCUCGUCGGAGUGCCCCAGCUCCUGUGAACUAUGAACCCAUCAAGAUGCACUCGUUUACACCGUUAGCUCCUACUUCAAAGCACAAGCCCUUAACAGGUAAUACCUCUCGGCGACAAGCGUCUACGACAGCACUCAUUGAUGAUGACACAUUGUAUGAACCUCACAUUGUCAGCCAGUCACCAGACCACUCCAGUGAUAACCAGGAGGGGCCAGAUAACAGGCUAGGGGCUGACCAGGAGGAAAACAUCAAUGUGUUCAAGAAACAAAACUUUGAGGACCAAGAUAGCGAGAUUGGAUCCGAAGAUGUGCCUAUGCAGCAAGAUAAGGAUAAUGGACAAGGUGUCCACCCCUCCCCUUCUCCACCCCCAUACUCUCCCCCACACACACUUCCCUCACCAGCCUCACACUCUCACUACCAUCACCGCCCACCCAAGGCUACCCUAGCAGAGCACCUCUAUGUGGCCCCACCCAACCAGGCUGGUCUAAUACGACAGAAGGUGUUAGGAGUGAACGGAGCGGCUAGGAACAAUGUGAUAUGGGAACCCAACAGCGGUUUGUUUGUGUACAGCAGUGGUUGUAUUGUGGUGAUGGAGGAUCUCUCAACUGGGAAGCAAACACACAUGUUGGGUCACACUGAGGAGGUGUCGACUCUAGCUGCUCAACAUGACGUGAGGGACAUAGCCAGUGCCAGUCCAGCCUUUGGCCACACCCCCUGUGAGAUUAGGAUAUGGAGAGUCGGCUCAGCCAAGUGUACCAAGGUUCUGACAGUUCACAGUCACAGUGUACAGAGCAUGGCCUUCUCCAAAGAUGACAGACUGCUCCUCUCAGUUGGUACCUACCUUGAUGGCACCCUGGCAGUGUGGAGCACUCACGACUACUCUCUCCUCACGGCCACCACAUUAGACCACCAUGUACACCAGGCUGACUGGGACCCACACACAGCCUACGAGUUGACCAGUGUGGGGGAAGGGCUAAGGUUCUGGCUGGUUGAGGAGGACCGGAGUAAUAGGACAUGUGAGCUGAAGGUUCAUGAGCCUGAGUUACCUGCUGAGGUGGUAAAGACCAGCUCCAGAUCCAACCUGGAGUUCACCUCAUUGUGCUAUGGAGCUGACUCAAUGCUGUUCAUCGGCACAAAUACUGGUGUGAUCACUCUGUGGGAGACCAAAGGGAACAAGUGUCUCAUGUACUGGACCACAGACCUACUGGAAGUCAGCACUCUCUUCUCGUCUGCUGGUCGACUGUUCUCGGCGGACCUGGCUGGGUGUAUGCACCUGUGGAGUGUAGAGAGUGGUCAGCAUCUGCCGACUGUCUCCCUUCUCAACUCAAUGCAUGUACCCGGAGGAGUCUUCUCAGCAAGCUUCGACAGCAAACUCGAACUAGGUAUAGUGGGCACCUCCAGUGGUACUGUGCACUACGUCAAUUGGCCUGACACCACUAAAGUCAGCAUUGUCAGUGGCCACUCCUCAAAAAUCUCCUCCCUGGACAUCACUCGAGACAACUCCCUCCUGGCAACAGCUAGUACCGAUGGAUCUGUAGCUGUGUGGAGAAUGGAUAGUCUAGAGCAGACGGUGCUUUUCCAGGCUCCUAGGACGGCCUGUAACUGUGUGGCAUUUGCACCAAUUAACGAGCAGGGGCAGGGGAAGACUUCCCCGUCAGUGGUGGCUGGGUACAGUGACGGCAUGCUGAGAGUGUUUGAUUUGGAGAGUCUAAAAAUGAGUCGAAAGAUGAAGCCACACUUGGAAAAUGUGCGAGCUGUAGCCUACUCUGAAGAUGGGCAUGUGAUAAUUUCUGGAUGCUCAUCUGGAGUGGUUGCUAUUAGCAACUCAGCUUCAGGGUUGGUAGUGAGAGUCAUCACUGAUCAUCAGGGUGCUCCAAUCACCGAUAUCCACAUCGCCAUCAAACCUGCUAAGCUUCCUGACCCUGGUGCUGACGAGUGCUACCUGUGGUUAGUGGCCAGUGGAGAUCGUAGAGUGAGUGUGUGGAGCAGUGAGUGGAGUAAGGAUCGUUGUCAGCUGGUCGACUGGCUCACUUUCCCAGGACCAUUUUUUGCUCCCAAUGGAACUAGACUGAAGAAAGGAGAUAAGUGUCAGUACGAACUGCUCCCCCCAAGCCUGGCUCGCUUCAGCCCCUCCAAUCCUGACACUAUUGUCUACACUGGCUAUGGUAUGGAGAGGUGUGUCCAGUUCUACAGCAUCUCCAAGAAAACCGUGACAAGGAACUGCUCUCUCACACAUUGGGCCACCAGUAUGGACCUAUCGCCAGAUGGUCACUUAGUGGCAAUAGGGUGUGAAGAGAGAGUUUUGAAGCUCAUGGAUUCAGAUGAAGGGGCUUUCCAAGAUUACACAGGCCAUCAUGACAGUGUAGAUAGGAUCAAUUUUUCUCCAAAUGGCAAACAACUUAUUUCUGCAAGUAGUAACUCGUUACAUAUCUGGGAUAUCACUCUUUAAUAUCAUUCUGUGCAUUUGAUUUGUUUGUGCUUUGACGUUUGUGUAAUGUGAAUGUGUUUUUAAUAGAACAUUGAAUAAG